AUGGAACCAGUGAAACGAGACCUGGAGCUGCUCAGUAACAGCAUGGCGACCUACGCUCACAUCAGAGCCAAUCCGGAGAGUCUGGCUCUUUUCUUCAUGACGGGCGUCUGCUUCGGGCUCUUCACGGCGCUCUGCCUCCUGCUGUUCAGCAUCGCCUGCAGGACUCACCGCCUCAGACCUCCUCCUUCUCCUGAGAGGCGGCGGCUGAAGGAGUUCAGCGAGGAUGAUGAUGAGGAGAGCGGUUCAGAGGAAGACAACGUGGACCCUGAGGCCCUUAAAGGGACUUUGGGCCCCCGGAGCGAGCGCAGCAGCCACGGCACCCUGAGGAGCGUGGACGUGUUCACCUCGGUGGAGGAGAUGGAGAAGGCCAGGCGUCUGGAGGAGAGAGAACGGAUCGUCCGGGAGAUCUGGAGGAACGGGCAGCCUGAUGUUCUGGUCACGGGGACCGGGACCCUCGGACGGGUCCAUUACCACUGA
Nematolebias whitei (Rio pearlfish) is the source of this 477-nucleotide messenger RNA. RefSeq names its product eva-1 homolog Bb (C. elegans) (gene eva1bb). The coding region runs from base 1 to 477 and encodes 158 amino acids. The record is from RefSeq and is a predicted model, not a curated record. The transcript is spliced from 2 exons. Lineage: Eukaryota; Metazoa; Chordata; Actinopteri; Cyprinodontiformes; Rivulidae.